AUGAAUCAAAACCUUAAUGAGAAAACUGAAAAAAGAAUAAUUAUUGAUUUAUCAAAAGAAGAUUUUAUUAAAACAAUAUUAUCGUUGUUAAUAAAAAAUGGUUGUAGUUUUUUAAUGUUUGAUUGCAAAUAUGUUAAAAAUUUAUUAUUACCAUAUUUAAAAGCUUUCGAUAUAACUCUUAAUAGACAUACUAUUGGAAAAUUUGUUACUGAAAAUGCAACUCUCAAACAUAAUCAGAUUAUAAAAAGAUUAAACAAUCGAAUAUUAUCUAUUAAAUUUGACACCACCAUGAGAUUUGGAAAGCAUUUUAUUUCCGUAAAUUGUCAAUAUUUUGAUACACAAAUUGUAUGUUUAAAUCUUUCUGUCAAACAAUUAAAAGGACCAGGUUCUGUAGAUAACAUUGCCAAAUAUAUAAAUGAAAUAUUAAAAAACUUUCAAAUAAAAAAACACAAAUUAUCGCUGCAACGAUAG
Messenger RNA from Hepatospora eriocheir, 471 nucleotides. The record is from the annotation of a GenBank genome assembly. NCBI's taxonomy places the organism in Eukaryota, Fungi, Microsporidia, Hepatosporidae.